Molecule: messenger RNA, 3537 nt
Organism: Hydra vulgaris (swiftwater hydra)
Lineage: Eukaryota; Metazoa; Cnidaria; Hydrozoa; Anthoathecata; Hydridae
Source: RefSeq, a predicted model, not a curated record
CACGUGCACAAGUUAUUUUUAUAUUAGUGUGACUUGUUUACUUCUAAAUUAUUUAAAAUUAAAUAGUUUUCUUUGCAAAUUGGAGUGAAAUGGCAUACGAAAUACAGGAAGUACAUAUUCGUCAUUGUAUGCUUUUUGAAUUUCGCAAAGGUAAUAACGCUACAGUUGCGACUAAGAACAUUAGUGAUGUUUACCCAGGUUCAUUAGAUGUUCGCAAAUGCCAAAGAUGGUUUUCCAAGUUUAGAUCUGGGAAUUUUGAUCUUUCUGACGCCCAUCGACCAGGAAGACCAAUGUCAUAAGACAACGACGUUCUAAGGGCAGAAGUUGAAGCAAAUCCAUGCCAAACCAUCGAAGAAUUGUCGAACACCCUUAACCAACCUUGGUCGACCAUCCAAGAACAUUUACACCAGAUAGGAAAAAUCAGCAGAGCAGGUGUUUGGGUCCCCCAUAACUUGUCAGUGCAAAACAAAGCCAACAGAUCAACCACGUGCAAUGCAUUGAUUCAACGGCACCAUGCAGAACCGUUUCUUGAUCGUUUGGUCACUGGAGAUGAAAAAUGGGUCCUAUACGAUAAUCCAAAACGCAAAAGGCAGUGGCUCUCCCCAAAUGAACCAGCACGCAGUACUGCAAAGCCGGGAUUACACCCCAAGAAGGCGCUCCUGUGUGUUUGGUGGAGCAUCCGCGGAAUCGUCCACUUUGAAGUGCUUAUUCCUGGACAAACUGUUAAUGCGGACCUUUAUUGAUCGAGUGAACCAAGCUCUAGUUGAGAAUUACCCGGCUAUCGUCAACAGAAAAGGUGUCAUUCUUCAACAUGACAAUGCAAGGCCGCACUGUGCACGACGGACGCUAGAAAAAAUUAAUGAAUUGGGAUGGGAGGUGCUGCCCCACCCUCCAUAUUCACCUGAUAUCGCCCCUUCAGAUUUUCAUUUGUUCCGAUCCUUACAGCACUUUCUAAGUGACAAAAAAUUUCAAACUUUGUACUACUUAAAAAAUGGCAUCUCCAGAUAUUUUAAUGACAAACCAAUACAUUUUUUUCGAUCUGGUAUAGAAAGUUUGCCCGCUCGAUGGCAAAAGGUUGUGGAAAAUGAGGCUGAUUACAAAAUAGCGCACGAUAAAGACACUCUUGCGUUAGAUACUUCAGAUCUUAAUACUGAUACAGAAACAACAGGAAAAAAGAGAAAGAGAAAGGAACUACAAAGAUUUGAAAUUCUCAAUGAAAAUGAUGAGCCUAAUGUUGAUUUUUGUCCUAAUAAGUUGUCACUUCAUGGAACAUCAAGUAGCGCAAGAAACACGUGUGCCCCAAAUGUAGAGUGUAAAAUUAUUCCUCCUAGUAAUGAGAAAUCGAUUCCUUUUUCAAUAUUCAACAAAAGUUCUGUUUCAUUAAAUAGUUCUUUAGAUAGUGGCACAAGUUCAUAUUUUCAAAAUGGUCAAAUUUUGUCACCAAUUAAUAGGACAGAUUUAAUGAUGGAUAAAAUUUUGGAAAAGCUCGUUGUGAUGGAAAACAGGCAGAAAUUCAAUGAAAAGAUAUUAAAAACUAUUUUUAUGAGGUUAGAAAGCUGUACAAAUGAGUCUCCAAUUGAAGAUUUACCUGUCAUAUUGCCUGUUAAAAAUUGGGAGGAUUUGAUAAUAUUAGAUGAAAUGAGUUCUUCUGUUGGUUUGUCAAGGUUGCUUGGUGUAAUUGGUGGGAGCAAUUUGAAAUCAAUUACAUUUAACAUAAUGAAUCAGCUAGUAUGUCAUGAACUAGCUCUAAAAAUGAAUUGGAGUGAUAAAUUCAAAAAUAAACACGCCUUUGGAAAGUUAAAAAAAAUUCCUGGCAUAGUAUAUAUUGCAGUUCAAAAGCAUGAAAAAGGAGGAAGUAAUGCAGAUGUUGAGAAGUGCAUAAAAAGGUGGCUGAUGCAAGCUCCGGACAGAAAUGGUGGCCGCGCACAACGUGCUUUAAAAACUUUAACUCAAAACUCUUGAAUUUUCUUUGAUAUAUUAUAUUUUACUUUCAUUACUUAAGUAUAACAUUUUUUUUAUAGUAUCAUACUUUUAUAUUUUACUAUACAUACAUACAUACAAUAUAACAGAAAAUUUUUCAGUGCAAGAUUAAGGUGUGGACUUUAUUUGUUUUGAAAUUUUGAGUUUUGAAAUUUAUUUUUUUGGUUAAUACCUUAAAUUUUGCAUGGAUUUUAAUGAAAGGUUUUCUUCAUUUUAACAUAUUUCUUUUUAAAAUUAUCGGUUUGAGUUUUUGACCAGUGCACUGGUUGAAAACUUACAUACAUUUAUUAACAAAUACAUACAUGUAUGUAUUUAUAUUUUAUUUUUAUGUAUUUAUAUUUUUAAGCUAUAUUUAAAAUAUAUAUUUAUUGCAACUAACCUAUUUUAAUGCUUUUUGUUCAAUAUUUUUUUGUGUUGCUAUUAUAGAUUAUUAUAGGUGAUUAUAGAUGUUAUAGAUUAUAGAUGAUUAAAAAAUGCUACAUGCUAAAGCUUCGUAAUCAUUAGAUACUUUAGAAAAGAAGCCAUUAAAGAUAUAUCCUAGUUAUAAAAGUUUAAUAAAUUUUUUCUGAUUUAUAGUUUAUAGUUAUUGCUUACUUAUUGUGCUAAAUAAUUUAUAUGUAUCUUCAAGUAUAUAGACUUAAUACGCAUCGACAUCUGGUACCAGUGGUAAUGUCACAAGCAUCUUUUAACUACAAGUAUAUUUUCCAUAUAUUUUGAAGGGGUUGUCUGCUUGUUUUCUUUUUGUUUUUGUAUUUGUUAGUGACAUCAACAUCUGGUAGCAAUGGUAACGUUCUAAAGUAUCUUUUCGAAAUAGCUGUAUAUAACCAAUCAAAUGAUUUUAUGUACUUUGUUUUUCCUAUGAUAAUCUUACAGAUUAUAUCUUUUUUAAUUCAUUAUAAAUGACGUUCUAAAGAUGUUUUUUUCUUUUUAUGUAUUGCAUUUUGUAGUCUUUAAUGGCAUCUGGUAGCAAUGUAUUUAGGAGCAACAGCAUUUAGUACCAGUGGUUAAGUUAUAUGUAUUUUUUUCGUUUUGUAAUCUUUAAUGAUAUUGACAUCUGGUAACCUUGGUAAGGUUGUAUUUUUUCAAAAUGAUUAUAUUUAUUGUUAAAGAGGUUAUAUGUUUAUUAUUCUUUUUAUUUGGUAUUCCUAAGGUACAUCCAAACUUAAAAGCAAUGGUAAAGUUAUAUCUUUUCAAAAUGAUUGUAAAAGACCUUUUCAUAAGGCCAUUAUAUAUUUUAAUUUUUAAGAUGUCGUUUGAUGUUUUAUAUGUUUUAUAUUUUGCAUUUUUUAGCGGCAUCACCAUCUAUUAGCAAUGGUAAUGGUAUAUCUUUUCAAAAUGACUAUCUAUCAGGAGCAGUUUAAAAUGCGAGAAAGAUAGCGUUAAAAUGUGAAGUAGAAGAUUAUUGAUAGUUAACACCAUAAUGACGAAUAAAUGACGGUUGAAGAAAUGAUGGCCAAGCUUUUACUCAUCUUAAACCUGUAUAUGAAUAUGAAUUGUAUUUUAGUUAACUUUUAUUAAAAUGUAAAAAAUUUAUCAAUAUAUAACGUAUUGCAAAAA